Sciurus carolinensis (gray squirrel) is the source of this 3068-nucleotide messenger RNA. RefSeq names its product brain enriched myelin associated protein 1 (gene Bcas1). Gene Ontology annotation, biological process: myelination. The record is from RefSeq and is a predicted model, not a curated record. Lineage: Eukaryota; Metazoa; Chordata; Mammalia; Rodentia; Sciuridae.
GAAGCAGAGGGCUCAACUGCUAGCCUGGUAUUGGGCAGCACCAGUCGGAGACGCAGGACCCAGAGCAGGAGAAGCUCCAGGCGACUCCCGGAGACUGAAGUUACUCCCACCGGGGAUUCCACAGGAACGAUGGGUAACCAAAUGAGCGUCCCACAAAGAGUCGAAGACCAAGAGAAUGAAACGGAACCCAAUGCUUACAAGGCAUCCGACAGCGCAUGCGAUCAGAACGGGAUCCCAGCGAUCAUAUCGACCCACACGGUUCAGCACUACGAUGAAGUCGAUCUGGGAAUAAGCAUCCAGAAGGAUAAUGUGACCACUUCUUCCCCCAAGACAAUGGAGAUGAGCGCUGUGGCCGAUGCCAACGGAAAGAAUCUUGGGAAAGAGGCCAAACCCGAGGCAACAGCUGCUAAAUCUCGUUUUUUCUUGACACUCUCUCGGCCUGUACCAGGACGUACCGGAGACCAAGGCACAGAUUCAUCCAAUGGACCCGCGAAGCUUGAUGUCAGCUCCAAUAACGCUCCGGGGAACAAAGACCCGAGUGAGAAGUCUGCGCUUCCGGGCGCAGCUGCACCCGGCGGGGCCGCGGAUAAAACCCCAGGGCGGACCCCCGGCCCCGACCAGGCCCUCUCUGCCCCCGGGGCACCUGAGUCAGGGGCGGCCCCCGCCAAGGACUCCAGCUUUUUCGACAAAUUAUUCAAACUGGACAAGGGACGGGACAAGGCAGCCGUUGACAUCCAGGAGGAAGCCAGGAGUGCCGAGUGCGGGGACCAGGCCGAGGAGACCCCUGGAUGCCCGGGGCAGGGCGAUGCGGUCCCUGCAGGGAAGGACAUAGUCGACAGCAAGGAAACAGAAGGGCGAGAGAUUGAAACCUUGAGUUGCUCUGUCUCUGGGGACACAGAAGGACUGGAGAUUGCAAAGGACGACUCACAGACCACAAAUACAACUGAGAAUAAUAAUUCCAUCAUGAGUUUCUUCAAAACUCUGGUAUCACCUAACAAAGCUGAAACAAAAAAGGAUCCAGAAGAUACGGCUUCCAAAGCAGAAAGCAUCUGCGAUGGGCAAGCAGGUCAGAAGACGUCUGAGACCCGGGCGAAGGGCAGCAAGAAGCAGCUGGAGAGCCCCCGGCUGGGCCUCGCCUUUAGGAAAUUCCUUAGACAUAAGGGUGCUGAGAAGUCACCCACCCCAGCCAACCUCAAAUCAGACAAAGCCAACUUCACACCCCAGGAGACUCCAGGGGCAGCCAGGAGCCCUAAAGGCUGCAGCCCUUCAGGUCCUGGGCCGUCUGUGACGGGGGCUGAAACAGCAAAGGAAGGCGGCAAGGAGAAGUCGGGGCCCACCUCUCUGCCUCUGGGAAAACUGUUUUGGAAAAAGUCAGUUAAAGAGGAUUCAGUCCCCCCAGGUGCAGAAGAAAAUGUGGUGUGUGAGUCACCAGUAGAAAUUACAAAGUUUGAGAAAGUAGAAUCAGCCGUACAAACAGUGGACCUCAGUGAAGAAGAAGAGGCUAAACCUGAACCCUCGGAAGUAAAACUCAGAAGAGAAGAAAGCAAGCCGCGGAGGGCCUCCCUGAGGGCACUGUUCAGACAAAUGUCAGUGAAGGGGGAUGAAGGCAGCCCGCGCGCAGAAGAAAUAAGUGGGAAAGACUCCGGCUGCCAAACCUCCAACUCCACGGAGAAGCCCGUCACGCCCCCGGAGCCCGAGCCCUCGGGGUCGGCCCAGAAGGGCAAGGAGGGUUCCUCCAAGGACAAGAGGCCAGCAGCCGAGACCAGCAAGCAGAAGAACAGCAAGCAGGAGGCCAAAGAACCAGCCCAGGGCCCGGCGCAGGCCCCGGCCGACAUGAACUUGCUGCAGAACGGGGGCAAGUCGCAGAAGAGACCCGAGAAGCCGCGGCAGUCCCUGGGGGGCUUCCUUAAGGGUCUGGGACCAAAGCGGAUGUCAGAUGCUCAAGUGCAGACAGACCCGGUAUCCAUCGGACCAGUUGGCAAAUCCAAGUAAACACAUCACCAUGGUCCCCACCAGGGUCUCCCACCACCAGGAUGCUUUCUCCCCACCCCAUCUCCUCCCCAAACACACUUUGUACAUAGAUUUUUUUUCCCUUCUCAUGGCCAUCCAAUGAAAUUCUGCCUACAAAUUAGCCUGAGCUGUUGUAUAUUGAGGUGUAUUAUUUCUCUCUCUGGUCCAGUCUUUCCUAGCAAAUCACUGUAAGGAUGGGCUCGCAGGUUGAAUCCUUAGGUCAGCAGCGUCGGGUGCCAAGCAGGGCAGGGAGGAGGUGAGGAUGCCUUGGUUAAGUUAUGAAAGAUGGCAUGACUGGGAAGUCCAGAAGAAAAUUGCCUGCGAGGAGAAAAAAAAAAUAGCAUUGUAGCAAACACAUGCUCAUCCUCCAAGUUUGAAGAGGGGAGAGGAAAAUCCAUUUAUUUAAGUUCACACUCGAGGGAGGGAGAACACCGACUGUGUGUUGGGCGGUUGCCAAUUUCCUGAAAUGGAAUGUGUGGGGUAUGAGAAAGGAAUGACUAAGAGUGGGUUUUCAAAUAGGGUCCUUGAGAGUUAUUGACGGGAGGGAAACGAUUGACUGGAGAGGGCUUGAAAUGAUUUGGGACAAUUGUUCUUUAGGCUCAGGGACAAGGAAAAGGAUCACAGCUUCAGAAAACAAAAAUACAUGAGGUUGCACGUUUGUCUUGCAACACAAGGGGGCGCCAAGGUCUCCCUUUUUAUUCUGCAUCCUGCGUCCCUAACAAGGAUCUGGUCUCCGCAAGCUUACAUUAUUAAUGUCUCUCAGAUGGCUGGGGGGCUUGCUUCAUCUGUUCCGUCUGACGCUUAUCUCAAGUCUGUCUGUAAUUUCCUAAUGUUCUCGGGAUGUGCUCUCAUAAAACCCUCCCCGUAACCCCAGUUAAUAAAAAUUUACAGAAGGGUACUCAAAUACCUGAGGUUUUUUUUUUUUUUUUUAAUCCUUGUACAGAAGACGACAUAGGACGAUGAGUCUGUUACAAUGUAAUUCAAAGCAGCAUAUAUUGACGGACAGUCAUGUAUACUGUAUCUUUGUUUUUCUGAUUUAAUAAAAAAAUUCAUUUAUU